CAGCUUCCCUGAGUGCCCGUGGGGGUGGGGGUGGCGGUGCCAGAGAGGCUCUAUAAAGGCUCCCUGGCCAGAGCCUAGGGCAGGCAGUGGCUUGUUCGCCUUCGUCCCCGGACCGGCCCACAGAAAUGGUCCUGGCCCCGUGGGUCCUCAGUCUGCUGGGCUCAGCCUGCUUGGUGUCGGCCAACAUCUUUGAAUACCAGGUGGACGCCCAGCCUCUACGUCCCUGCGAGCUGCAGAGGGAGAGGGCGUUUCUGGAGCGAGCAGACUAUGUUCCUCAGUGCGCAGAAGACGGCAGCUACCAGACAGUCCAGUGCGAGGAUGACGGUGGCUCCUGCUGGUGCGUGGACGCCGAGGGCAAGGAGGUGCCUGGAAGCAGGCAGCCCGGGCGGCCGGUGGCCUGUCUGUCUUUCUGCCAGCUGCAGAGGCAGCAGAUCCUGCUGAGAGGCUAUGUUAACAGCACGGCCACAUCCUACCUCCCUCAGUGUCAGGAUUCGGGGGAGUACGCGCCCGUGCAGUGUGACCCGUGGCGGGGACAGUGCUGGUGCGUGGAUGCGGAAGGGAUGGAGGUGUACGGGACCCGCCAGCCGGGGAGGCCCACGCGAUGUCCUAGGAGCUGCGAGAUAAGAAACCGCCGUCUCCUCCACGGGGUGGGAGACAGGUCACCCCCUCAGUGCUCUCCGGAUGGGCACUUCCUGCCGGUCCAAUGCAAGUUUGUCAACACCACAGACAUGAUGAUUUUCGACCUGGUUCAUAGCUACAACAGGUUUCCAGAUGCAUUCGUGACCUUCAGUGCCUUCCGGAACAAGUUCCCUGAAGUGUCUGGGUAUUGUCACUGUGCUGACAGUCAAGGGCGGGAACUGGCUGAGACAGGUCUGGAGCUGUUGCUUGACGAAAUUUAUGACACCAUCUUUGCUGGCCUGGACCUCGCUUCCACCUUCACUGAAACCACCCUGUACCGGAUAUUGCAGAGACGGUUCCUAGCGGUUCAGCUCCUCAUCUCUGGCCGGUUCCGAUGCCCCACAAAAUGCGAAAUGGAGCGGUUCACAGCGACCAGCUUUGGUCACCCCUACGUUCCCAGCUGCCGCCGGAGCGGGGACUACGAGGCGGUGCAGUGCCAGCGGGCAGGGCCGUGCUGGUGUGUGGACGCCCAAGGAAAGGAGAUCCAUGGAACUCGGCGGCAAGGGGAGCGGCCAUCGUGUGCUGAAGACCAAUCCUGCGCCUCUGAGAGGAGGCAGGCCCUGUCUAGACUACACUUUGGGCCCUCGGGCUAUUUCAGCCAGCACGGCUUGUUCUUGGCUCCCGAGGGAAGACGGGUCUCCCAGAAAGUAGCCAGAUUUGCCACAUCCUGCCCGCCCUUGGUGAAGGAGCUCUUUGUGGACUCUGGGAUUCUCCACCCGAUGGGAGAAGGGCAGGGUAAACAGUUUUCUGCCUCAGAAACUCUCCUCAGAGAAGCCAUUGGAGCGAUUUUUCCCUCCCGAGAGCUGGCUCGUCUUGCCCUUCAGUUUACCAUGGACCCAAAGCGACUCCAGCAAAACCUCUUUGGAGGGAAAUUUUUGGUGAACGUUGGCCAGUUCAACUUGUCUGGAGCCCUUGGCACAAAAGGCACAUUUAACUUCGGUCAAUUUUUCCGGCAGUUUGGCCUCCCGGGCUUCCAGAACGGAGGGACCGACCUAGCUGCCAAGGCUUUGUCCUUGGGACUGGAUUCAAACCCUGCCGCAGACCCCCCCGAAGCCUCAGUGAAGGGAGCUGCUAGGAACAGGCCGAUGGUGGGCAGCUUUGGCUUUGAGAUCAACUUACAAGAGAACCAGAACGCCCUGGCAUUCCUCGCGUCUCUCCUGGAGCUUCCAGAAUUCUCUCUCUUCUUGCAGCAUGCCAUUUCUGUGCCCGAAGACACAGCGAAGGACUUAGGUGACGUGAUGGAAAUGGUGCUCGGCUCCCAGGGCUGCGGGCAGACGCCGGGCAGCCUUUUCGUCCCACUGUGCUCGGCGGAAGGAGACUACGAGGACGUGCAGUGCUUUGCCGGGGAGUGCUGGUGUGUGGAUUCCCGGGGCAAAGAACUUUCUGGCUCCAGGGUCAGAGGCGGACGCCCCCGAUGUCCCACGGAGUGUGAGAAGCAGAGGGCCCGCAUGCAAACCCUCGAGGGCAGCCAGCCCGCGGGGUCCAGCCUGUUGGUCCCUUCUUGCACCAGCGAGGGGCAUUUCCUCCCCGUCCAGUGCUUCGGCUCUGAGUGUUACUGCGUUGACCGUGAGGGUCAGCCUAUUCCUGGAACUCGAAGCGUACUUGGAGAACCCAAGCAAUGCCCCACCGCCUGUCAGUUACAGGCCGAGCAGGCCUUUCUGCGCACAGUGCGAGCUCUGGGCUCUGACUCCAGCCUGCUGCCCACCUUCGCCAGCAUCUACAUCCCGCAGUGCGGCACCGGUGGGCAGUGGAGGCCCGUGCAAUGCGAUGGGCCCCCAGAGCAGGCCUUCGAGUGGUACGAACGAUGGGCAGCUCAGAACAACGGUGGCCGGGAGCUGACCCCUGCCGAGCUGCUCAUGAAGAUCAUGAGCUAUAAAGAAGCAGCUUCCAGAAGCUUUCGUCUCUUUAUUCAGAGUCUGUAUGAGGCCGGCCAACAGGGCAUCUUCCCAGGGCUGGAGAGAUACCCUUCUUUCCCAGACGUCCCGCUGGCAGUGAUGGAAGGGAACCUGACCCAGCCUGGAGGGAACGUCCUCCUGGAGCCCUCCGUCUUUUGGCAGAUCCUGAAUGGCCAGCUCAGCCGGUACCCAGGGCCCUACUCAGACUUCAGCACUCCUCAGGCACACCUUGACCUUCGGAGCUGCUGGUGUGUGAAUGAGGCUGGUCAAGAACUGGAAAGCACCCGGACAGAGCCAAGCAAGGUCCCAGCAUGUCCUGGCUCUUGUGAGGAGGUGAAGUUUCGUGUCCUGCAGUUCAUUAAGGAAACAGAAGACAUCGUCUUGGCUUCCAACAGUUCCUGGUUCCCUCUGGGGGAGAGUUUCCUAGCGGCCAAAGGAAUCCUGCUGACUGAUGAGGAGCUCUCCCUUCCUCAGCUCUCUCCCUCCCGGGCCACCUUCUCAGAGAAGUUUCUGAGCGGGGGCGAUUACGCCAUUCGUCUGGCGGCUCAGUCCACCCUUGACUUCUAUCGAAGACGCGCCUUUCUCCGGGGAGAUGAUUCCACGCGAGCAUCCGCCCUUCUGCGGCCCGGCCCUUACGUGCCCCAGUGCGACGCGUGGGGACGUUGGGAGCCUGUGCAAUGCCACGCCAGGACUGGGUACUGCUGGUGUGUGGACAGGAGGGGAGAGUACGUCCCUGCCUCGCUGACUGCCCGCUCCUCCCAGAUCCCCCAGUGCCCCACCGCCUGUGAGGCAUCUCGAACCAGUGGGCUGCUUUCCAGUUGGAAACAGGCUGGGUCCCAGGGAAACCCGUCUCCAAAAGACCUGUUCAUCCCAACCUGCCUAGAGACAGGAGAGUUUGCCAGGCUGCAGGAGUCGGAGGCCGGCGCCUGGUGUGUGGACCCAGCCUCGGGAGCGGGCCUGCCUCUGGCCACCAACAGCAGCGCCCCGUGCCCGAGCCUCUGUGACGUGCUCCCGAGUGGAGUCCUCCCCAGGAGAGCCAGCUCGGGCUCUACCCCAGCCUGUGGGGCAGAGGACGGACGCUCUUCCCCCGUGCGCUGCGACCCGGCCCAGGGCAGCUGCUGGUGUGUCCUCGCCACCGGAGAAGAGGUGCCUGGGACCCGCGAGGCCGGGCGCCAGCCAGCCUGUGAAAGCCCCCAGUGCCCGCUACCGUUCAACACGUCGGAUGUGGCUGGUGGAGCGAUCCUGUGUGAGCGAGCCGCGGGCCCCGGGGGAUCCGCCAUCCAGCGGUGCCAGCUGCGAUGCCUCCGGGGCUACUGGAGUGCGUUCCCGCCAGGGCCCCUGCUAUGUGGCCUCGAGGAGGGACGCUGGGUGUCACAGCCGCCCCAGCCCCACGCCUGCCAGCGGCCCCAGCUGUGGCAGACCGUCCAGACCCGAGCGCGGGUCCUGCUCCGGCUCCCGCCAGGCAAGAUGUGCAGCGCCGACUACGCGGGCUUGCUGCCGGCUUUCCGGGUCUUCAUAUCAGACGAGCUCGUGGCCCGGGGCUUCUGCCAGAUCCAGGCAAAGACUUUUGGGAGCCCCGUUUCCAUUCCCGUCUGCGAUGGUUCCACGGUGCAGGUGGAAUGUGUGAGUGGCGAGCGUUUAGGAGUGAAUGUCACGUGGAAAUUGCGGCUCCAGGACGUUCCCCCAGCCUCUCUUCCUGAUGUGCGUGACAUCGAGGAGGCCUUAGUCGGCAAGGAUCUCAUCGGACGCUUCUCGGAUCUGAUCCAAAGUGGAGAGUUCCAGCUUUAUCUGGAUUCCAAGACAUUCCCAGCAGACCCCUCCAUCUACUUCCUCCAGGGAGACAGCUUCAGCACCUCUCCCAGGACAUGGUUUGGGUGCCUGGAAGGAUUCCACCAAGUCUUGGCCACCGGCAGUGCCCCUCGGGACCCACCGGGGUGUGUCAAGUGUCCUGAGGGAAGUUACUUUCAGGAGGAGAUCUGCAUCCCCUGUCCCGUCGGAUUCUACCAAGAACAGGCAGGCAGCGUGGCCUGUGUCCCAUGUCCCAGGGGCAGGACGACCGUUUCUGCUGGAGCUUUCAGCCACACUCACUGUGUCACUGACUGUCAGAAGAGUGAGGCGGGCUUGCAGUGCGACCAGGACGGCCAGUACCGAGCCAGCCAGAGGGACAGGGGCAGCGGGAAGGCCUUCUGCGUGGACAGCGAGGGACGGAGGCUGCUGUGGUCGGAAACGGAGGCCCCACUCUCGGAAUCCCAGUGUCUGAUGAUGCAGAAAUUUGAGAAGGCUCCAGACUCUAAGGUGACCUUCCGUGCGGAUGUCACUGUGGCGGGCAGGUCCAGAGUCCCUGGUUCUGGGUCUCCACUGACACAAUGCUUGACAGACUGUGCGCUGGAUGAAGCCUGCAGCCUCCUUGCAGUGUCCACAGCGGGAUCAGAAGUCUUGUGUGAUUUCUAUGCUUGGACAAAUAACCACAUGGCCUGCACAGCGUCUGCUCAGCAUCAAGACACCCUGGGGAACUCAGAGGCCACCGGCUUCGGGAGUCUUAGGUGCCAGGUGACAGUGAGGAAUGGGACUCCGGACUCUCCGGCUGUGUAUUUGAAAAAGGGCCAAGAAUUCACCACAACAAGCCGGAAGAGCUUCAAGCCAACGGGCUUCCAAAACGCGCUCUCUGGAACGUACGGGGCCGUCGUGUUCUCAGCCUCGGGAGCCGAUCUGACCGGGGUUCAUCUCUUCUGUCUUCUGGCGUGCGACCGUGAUUCGUGCUGUGAUGGCUUCAUCCUUGCACAGGUCCAAGGAGGUCCCCUCAUCUGCGGGUUGCUGAGCUCCCCCGACGUCCUGCUUUGCAACGUCAAAGACUGGAGGGACCCCACGGAAGCCAGGGCUAAUGCCACGUGUCCGGGUGUGACAUACGACCAGGGGAGCCGCCCGGCGACACUGCGGCUGGGAGGCCAGGAGUUCGAGAUUCCGGCAGCCCUGGAAGGAACUCAGGAUGCCGUUACCAGCUUCCAGCAGGUUUAUCUCUGGAAAGAUUCGGACAUGGGGUCUCGGUCUGAGUCUAUGGGAUGCAGAAAAGACACGGAACCAGGGCCAACGUCUCCAACAGAACCAGAUUUGGCAACAGAACUUUUCUUCCCCGUGGACCUUAACCAGGUCAUUGUCAAUGGAAGCCUAUCCCUGCCCAACCAGCAGCACUGGCUUUUCAAACACCUGUUUUCCCCUCAGCAGGCAAACCUGUGGUGCCUGUCUCGCUGUAUCCAGGAGCCCUCUUUCUGUCAGCUGGCGGAGAUAACAGACAGUACACCCUUGUACUUCACCUGCACCCUCUACCCAGAGGCCCAAGUGUGUGACGAUGUCAUGGAGCCCAAUCCCAAAGGCUGCAGACUAUUCCUGCCCCACCGGCCAAAGACCCUGUUCCGGAAGAAAGUUAUACUGCGAGAUAAAGUGAAGAACUUUUAUACUCGCCUGCCGUUCCAAAAACUGACGGGGAUUUCCAUUAGAAACAAAGUGCCCAUGUCUGAAAAAUCCAUUUCCAAUGGCUUCUUCGAAUGUGAACGGCUGUGCGAUGCAGACCCGUGCUGUACUGGCUUUGGCUUUCUAAACGUGUCCCAGCUAAAAGGAGGAGAGGUGGCGUGCUUGACUCUGAACAGCCUGGGACUUCAGACGUGCAGUGAGGAAAAUGCAGGAACCUGGCGCAUUUUGGACUGUGGCUCCCCUGACACUGAGGUCCGCACCUAUCCCUUUGGAUGGUACCAGAAACCUGUUGCUCAGAACGAUGCUCCCAGUUUUUGCCCCUUGGCGGUUCUGCCUUUCCUCCCCGAGAAAGUCGCUCUGGGCUCCUGGCAGUCCCUGGCCCUCUCCGCAGCAGUUGUCGACCCGUCCAUCAGGAACUUUGAUGUUGCCCACAUUAGCACUGCCGCCACCAGGGACUUCUCUGAUGCCAGAGACUUCUGUCUGUUGGAAUGUUCCCGUCACCAGGCCUGCCUUGUCACCACUCUGCAGACCCGACCUGGUGCUGUGAGGUGUGUAUUCUAUGCUGACACUCAGAUCUGCACACAUAGCCUGCAGGCCCAGAACUGCCGGCUUCUGCUCCGUGAAGAGGCCACCCACAUUUACCGGAAGCUGAGCAACCCUCUGCUCAGCUCUGGGACACCUGCACCUUCUGUGACCAUCACCCCCCACGGCCAGCUGCUGGGCAGGUCCCGGGCCGUCCAGGUGGGCACGUCAUGGAAGCAGGUGGAUCAGUUCCUGGGAGUUCCGUAUGCCUCCCCGCCCCUGGCCGAGAGCCGCUUCCGGGCACCGGAGCCCUUGAACUGGACUGGGUCCUGGGAUGCCACCCAGCCACGGGCCAGCUGCUGGCAGCCAGGCGCCAGGACACCCACGUCUCCCGGAGUCAGCGAGGAUUGCUUGUAUCUUAACGUGUUUGUCCCUCAAAAUACGGCCCCCAACGCGUCCGUGCUGGUGCUUUUCCACAACACCGUGGAGGGCAGGGGGAGUGAAGGGCAGCUGGCCAUCGAUGGCUCCUUCCUGGCCGCCAUUGGCAACCUCAUCGUCGUCACUGCCGGCUCCCGAGUGGGUGUCUUCGGCUUCCUGAGUUCUGGUUCUGGAGAGGUGAGUGGCAACUGGGGGCUGCUGGACCAGCUGGCGGCUCUGACCUGGGUGCAGACCCACAUCGCAGUGUUUGGUGGGGACCCUCGACGCGUGACCCUGGCGGCAGACCGUGGGGGAGCCGAUGUGGCCGGCAUCCACCUUCUAACCACCAGGGCCUCAGACUCCAGACUCUUCCGGAGGGCUGUGCUGAUGGGUGGCUCCGCGUUGUCCCCAGCUGCUGUCAUCAGCCAGGAGAGGGCUCGGCAGCAGGCAGCUGCUUUGGCAGAGGAGGUCGGCUGCCCCCCCCCGUCCAUCCAAGACAUGGUGUCCUGCCUCCGCCAGAAGCCUGCGAGCGUCCUUAAUGACGCCCAGACCAAGCUCCUGGCCGUGAGUGGCCCUUUCCACUACUGGGGUCCUGUGGUUGAUGGCCAGUACCUCCGCGAGGCUCCAGCCAGGGCACUGCAGAGGUCUCCGCGGACAAAGGUCGAUCUGCUAAUUGGGAGUUCUCAAGAUGACGGGCUCAUCAACAGAGCGAAAGCCGUGAAGCAAUUUGAGGAAAGUCAAGGCCGGACCAGUAGCAAAACAGCCUUUUACCAGGCGCUGCAGAAUUCGCUGGGCGGUGAGGACGCGGACGCCGGGGUCCGGGCGGCUGCAACAUGGUACUAUUCCCUAGAGCACUCCACUGAUGACUAUGCCUCCUUCUCCCGAGCCCUGGAGAACGCCACCCGGGACUACUUCAUCACCUGUCCUGUGAUCGACAUGGCCAGGCACUGGGCCAGGAGAGCCCGAGGAAACGUCUUCAUGUACCACGCUCCCAAAAGCUAUGGCCACAGCAGCCUGGAGUUGCUGGCAGAUGUUCAGUAUGCCUUCGGCCUUCCCUUCCACCCUAUCUACGAGGGGCAGUUUACUCUGGAGGAGAAAAGCCUUUCGCUGAAAAUCAUGCAAUUCUUGUCCAACUUCAUCCGAUCUGGAAAUCCCAACUACCCACAUGAGUUCUCAAGGAAAGCCCCUGAAUUUGCCACCCCCUGGCCUGACUUUGUCCCACGUGCCGGCGGGGAGACCUACAAGGAGUUCAGUGACCUGCUUCCCAAUCGACAGGGCCUGAAAAGCACUGACUGCUCCUUCUGGUCCAAGUACAUCCAGUCUCUGAAGGCCACGGCAGACGAAGCCAAGCAGGGUCCAUCAGCAGAGAGUGACGCGGAGGACCCGCCGACAGGAGAGCCAGGCUCCAAGAGCUACAGCAAGUAGCUGUAGCUGCUAAGACGCCCCUGCCCAGUCUGCCAACCCCACCUCAGGCUGCCACCAAGGGCAUCUUAUUCUCUAAAAUAGCCACUAACUUUCAAUAAAAUGUCUACAUGCAGUGACGCA
Molecule: messenger RNA, 8525 nt
Organism: Herpailurus yagouaroundi (jaguarundi)
Lineage: Eukaryota; Metazoa; Chordata; Mammalia; Carnivora; Felidae
Gene: TG
Product: thyroglobulin
Exons: 48
Coding region: 126-8405 (2759 amino acids)
Source: RefSeq, a predicted model, not a curated record